AUGUGCAAAGUCAUCCAAUUCCGCUUCACCUGCCACCACACCCUCCGCUUACGGAAGUCCAGCUGCGGAGGAACCCGGCACAAAACUACACGAAACAGCACAAAAGCAGCAUGUAACGCAGAUGCAUAUAUCACGAGAACAUUAUCACACGAUUGCGGUGCGUGUCAGCAGAAAGAAUGGGACGACACCUGGAAGCGGAAGCUAGAGCGUGCGGAAUCAUUUGCAAAGACGCUCACUGGGCGAGGCAUACCGGGCACGGAAGAAGUGGCAGAGCUGGUGAAGCAGCUCGAGGCCCAGUAUGCAGCAGCGGCGUGGGAUAUGCGGCAUGCGUUUGCCCAUGCGCAUAGACCGAGUGUUGCGCGGGUCGGGAUCAGCCAUCGUGAGAUCGCACUGUCGCCCCUCUCAAGGGAAGUGCGACCUGAGGAUGUAGUUGAACGGGUGCAAUUCAAGGACUGGGCACAUGAGGAGUACGAGUAUGAUGGUGACUAUGUUGCUAGCACUGACCCGAUGCAUCCGGUUGAUAAUACGAGUUACUCACACCCUCUGUACUACGACGACGAUAGUUGGGUUCUCAAUCAUCUUACGGCAGAGGAAAUACAGGAUGAGGGACCGGGUGUCGCGUUUGAUUUCGGUGAGAGUACGUGGGGAUGGGACGAUGAUUCGGAAACGCCCACGGCAGGAAGUGAACAUGGAAAACGACAUCGUCAGAUCCUUCGAAGACACCGGGAGACGACAGAUUUGAGCCGGUACUACAGCGACUGGCUGAUGAUUUCGCGGUGUGAGAUGCGAGAUUUUGAAGGGUUGGAGGGGCGGGUGAUUCGCGAUCCGCCGAGGAUGUGUGGGGUGGUGAUGAGUGGGAGUGGGUGUGGGCAAAUGAAUUAG
Dothidotthia symphoricarpi CBS 119687 is the source of this 882-nucleotide messenger RNA. RefSeq lists its product as uncharacterized. Lineage: Eukaryota; Fungi; Ascomycota; Dothideomycetes; Pleosporales; Dothidotthiaceae. The transcript is spliced from 2 exons. The record is from RefSeq and is a predicted model, not a curated record. The coding region runs from base 1 to 882 and encodes 293 amino acids.